This is a messenger RNA of Cheilinus undulatus (humphead wrasse), 1877 nucleotides long. RefSeq lists its product as uncharacterized. Bases 45 to 1877 code for a protein of 610 amino acids. The record is from RefSeq and is a predicted model, not a curated record. NCBI's taxonomy places the organism in Eukaryota, Metazoa, Chordata, Actinopteri, Labriformes, Labridae. The transcript has 9 exons.
GAACAGUUUAUACUCCAAUUAGAAGCUGAAGAACUACAGCAGCCAUGAUCAGGAUGGAAGUUGGGUGUGUGUUCAUGGGACUCUUCAUGUGUAUCUCAGGCGUGCUGGGACAAUCACUCAGAAUCUGUGCGUCAGAAGGUUCAACAGUCAAUCUCACCUGCACAACUGAAAAUAAAAAGGCAAAAAUGAGAUGGUACACUCUUAACAAACGUGGGCGAAAAAAACAGGAGAUCUUUGCAGAGGGACAUCAUGACAAAUACAACAUAUCUGGCGGCAAUCAUCCAACUCUAAUGAUCAACAAUGUGAGAGAAAGUGAUGAAGGAUAUUACUGCUGUGUACAGAAAGCUAAAGACUUUUUCAACUGCUGGAGUAACCGUAUUCUGCUCCAUGUUACAGUCCUGCAGGUAAAGGUGAUUCCUGCCACAGAGGGACAGAAGGUAACACUGAUGUGUAGCACCAGCUGUCCUCUGACUGAAAGCCCUUCAGCCUUCAUCUGGUACAAGAACGCAGAGUUCCUCUAUGAAGACUGGUCUCCCUGGUACCAACAGCUGGUCAGCAGUGACAAAGCAGUCAGAUACUCCUGUGCUGUCAAAGGCGACAAGGAUUUUAGAGCACCUGAAGUCUCUGUGGAUUCUGUGACAUCCACCUGCUUUAGUGUGACCUACGUGAAAGGGAAAACGUGUUCAUAUAAGCACACAUCAGUGGAUGAGCCCUGCUCCAUCACAUACCCCAGAGAAUUAAACAUUCAAAAGACUUCUAAAAAAAAUUCAACCAUGCUGAGCUGUGACACCAGCUGUCCUCUGAAUGAGUCUACAGUUUCCUACAGCUGGUACAGAGGUGGACAGGUGGACAUUACAUUUCGUACAGAACAAAGUGUUGCUUAUGACAGAUCCUGGGGUAAAGGAUUAACCUGUGCCAUCAAAGGCAAUGAGGAUUUGAUCUCAGCUGAAUUCUGUCUUUAUGAAAGAAACUGUUGGAGAGUGAACUAUGUCAGCAGGAGAAUCUGUGCACUUCAAGGCUCUUCAGUGAAUAUUACAAGUGAAUAUUUGCAUCCUUCCAAUCAGCGGCCCAAGUAUAAACAUUGGUAUAAAUUAAAGAAUGGUAGAGUGGAGGAUGCUGAGAUGAUGACUGAGGCUGUGGAUCGAGUCAAGUUCCAUGAUAACAUCAAGAACAGACACAUUCUUGAAAUGAAGAACCUGAAGAAGAAUGACUCAGCAGAAUACAGAUUCAGACUGCAACAAGAUGAUAAAGAAUGGAGAAUGUCUGACAUACCGGGAGUUAAGAUCAUAGUUACAGAUCUAAGGGUGACAUUCAGUCCAUCUGCAGAGGUGACAGAAGGUCAAAAAGUCACACUGACCUGCAGUACCAGCUGUCCUCUGACUGAUGAUGCAAACUACAUUUGGUACUGGAACAGACGACCUCUGACCCAGCCAGAGAACCAAAACAAACAUCUGACUGUAGACGCAGUCAGCAUACAACACGCAGGAAGCUACACCUGUGCUGUCAACAUCCUGAACAUCAGAUCCAAUGAGAAGACUCUCACUGUCCACAGGAAAAUGGGAACAUGGAUCCUAGCUGCAGCUGCAGGAGCCACGGCUGCUUUUCUGAUUGUAAUAGUUCUCAUUUUCAUCUUCUGGAUAAGGAGGAAGAAGUCUCUCAUCCAGAUUUCUCAGACUGAAACACCAUCCAACAUGGAACAGCAAAACUCUGCUCCACUGUAUGAGAACACACCAGCUCCAGCAGAAGAGCAGGAUGAUCUCCUCUACAGCAGAAUUUACUUCUCAAACAAACACCCAGAUCCUCUCUACUCCAACAUCCAGCCAAGUCAUCAUCAAGAACAGGAAGAUGUGCAGUACAGUACUGUCAAAUUCAGAUGA